AUGCCAUCCCACGCCACGCCCAAGACCCCCCACAUCCUUGACGACGCUAACAAUAGCUGCACUGAUGAGGACGAUGAAGGCCCAGCCCCUCUACCACCGCCUCCAGCAAAAAAGAAGCGCAAACAACUGCCAUUUGAAGCCACGUACGUGAGUAACUUGCCAAGCGCAGCCAUGUACGAGCGCAGCUUCAUGCACCGCGCUACAGUCUCGCACGUGGUCGUAGCGCCCGAGACGCAGUUUAUUAUCACCGCCAGCGUCGACGGACACGUGAAAUUCUGGAAGAAAAUGGCGACCUCCAUUGAGUUUGUCAAACAUUAUCAAGCCCACGUGAGCGAAGUGCAUGGACUGGCUGUGUCCAUUGACGGUUUGCGUCUCUGUAGCUCCUCGGCCGAUCGCAGUAUCAAGUUCUACGAUGUAUUAGCUUUCGACAUGGUCAACAUGAUGAGCGUCUCGUUUACACCUGGCGACUGCUGCUGGAUCUCAGGGAAAGGGGUUCUCGUGCCAAAGGUCGCCGUGAGUGACAGAGCCGGUCCCGCGAUCCGGAUCUAUACGGCCGAAAGUGCCACCAGUGAGCCCGUUUAUGUGGUAAGUCACUUGCACGCGGCGCCCGUGACGGCACUGGCUCUAAAUCCUGUCGCCAAUUGUGUCAUCUCGGCCGAUCAGAAAGGCGUGAUUGAGUACUGGGAUGCAGAGACCUAUAAAUUACCACAAGUCGCCACGUUUCGGUACAAAAGUGACACGGAUUUGUACGAGCUUGCCAAGUGUAAAACGUAUGCUACGGCUCUUGAUGUCUCGCGGGAUGGCACGAAGUUUGUCGUCACGGCCAAAGAUCGUCAGAUUCGGGUGAUACGCUUCGUUACGGGCAAAUUGCGGCGUACCUAUGACGAGAGUUUGGCCGUUUUUGAAGACGCCCAGGCCGACGAGACGCUGCAGUUGGACGCGAUCGACUUUGGUCGUCGAGCAGCUGUUGAGCGAGAAUUGGCCGAUUCGGACGUCGUGUCGAAUUGCAUCUUUGAUGAGUCAGGAUACUUUAUCCUCUAUGCUACUCUAGCAGGUAUCAAAGUGGUGAAUAUCGAGACGAACAAGGUUGUAAAAGUGCUGGGCAAAGUCGAGAGCUCGGAUCGUUUUCUGCGCUUGAGUCUAUUCCAGGGCAAAGCGAAAGUCAACACGCAGUUUGACAAGCACCUCAAGACCGCCUCAGGACUCAAGCACGAAGCACAAGUGAUGGAGGAUGCCGCAAAUGAGCGAGACAAUAUCGAUCCGACGCUCUUCUGCACGGCGUUCAAGCGCAACCGCUUUUUUCUUUUUUCAACCCGAGAGCCGGAAGAGGAGGAAGGGGACAAUGGCGGCACUGGCCGCGACGUUUUCAACGAGAAACCUACGCUGGAAGAAGCUCAAGUCGCCUCGGAGUCUAGUACUGCCAAGGUGCUUGGCGAGACGGCUGUCAUGCACACAACUAUGGGAGACAUCACGCUUAAGUUGUUUGGCAAGGAGUGUCCGAGGGCUGUGGAAAACUUUUGCACGCAUGCGCGCAAGAAAUACUACGACAAUCUGCUUUUUCACCGCGUGAUCAAGAACUUUAUGGUGCAAACAGGCGAUCCAUUGGGGGAUGGUACCGGUGGCGAGUCCAUUUGGGGAGGCGAGUUCGAAGACGAGUUCCACCGCAGCUUGCGUCACGAUCGUCCGUUUACGCUUUCGAUGGCUAAUGCUGGUCCCAACACGAAUGGCUCGCAGUUCUUCAUCACGACAGUACCUACGCCGUGGCUGGAUAACAAACACACUGUCUUUGGUCGUGUUGAACACGGCAAGGACACUGUUUCCAGCAUUGAGGCUGUGAGGGUGGACAAAUCAGACAAGCCUCUCAUCGACAUCAAGAUCAUUAACAUUGACAUCUUCUAG
Messenger RNA from Peronospora matthiolae, 1899 nucleotides. The record is from the annotation of a GenBank genome assembly. NCBI's taxonomy places the organism in Eukaryota, Oomycota, Peronosporomycetes, Peronosporales, Peronosporaceae.